UUCCUCUUACAGAGCACAUCCUCGUCGGCUAAAAUCGCCAGUCGAACGGGAGCUCAAAGCCGGCGCGGACCGGGCAGGUACCAUGGGACCAGCGCAGGGCACCAUGGGAACUGUACUGUGGUUCACUCUGCUGUGGACGUCUGGAUGCGGCCACAGUCUCGCUGCUCAGGUGCUCAAGAGAAAUAUCUACUUCAGCUGUGCUCAAAGAGAACGCAUAACUCUGUCUGUACCAUCUGUAACAUCUGGAAGAGAGUUCAUUUGGGAGAGGACAUCACACCAACACAACAACAAAACUGUCAAAAUUGCAGUCAUUGAGUCCUCAAACGAAAAGCUUUCAUGGACCCACAUCGAUAAGUUCUUUAAAAAUGGCGAGGACUUUGAGAUCUCCAUGGAGCCUCUCUUCCAAAACGCAGGUGUUUUUUCUUUUUCACAAACAAGACCAGAGAAUGUUUUAAUUGCCAGAUAUGAAGUCUUCGCUUUAAAAGUGGAGCCGCCCCUGUGGUCCAGUUUCUCUCGAGGCGCGGACGUGAGCGCCAGCUGUACGGUGUCGCGUCUGCAGGAUUCAGCCACACUACGCUGGGAAAAAGAAGGACCUCACACUUCUAACACCACCCUUUCCCACAAAAACGCAGCCCACAUCAUCAUCCACAGCGCUGAUGAACACAGCGAGGGAAGGUACAGCUGCUCGCUCGAGCAGAACGGACUGCUUCUACACAACGUUAGCAAUACGCUCUCCGUCAGGAAAGAUACGUAUCAUACCUCGUAUAACCUGUACAGAGACAGCUCUGACAGCACCGAAGUCGUGUUCGUCUGCGCGUCUCCGAGCCACCACAGAACAGCUAGGUGGGCCUGGGUGCCAUUUUUUGAAGGAAAAACAAAAACUCUGGCAACAGUUGGGAAGGAAGGAAAGGUCAGGAUUUCUACGGAGAUUGACGGAGAGAGGUUCUCGUCGGAUGGUUACGACGGAAUACUUUUCCCCUUGAGGAUAUCGCCGGUGAUGUUUCAAGACGCUGGAAGAUAUUCAUGCUAUGUGGAUAACAGCUAUUUCAGCUAUAUAACACUGAUAACUCUUCAGGUGUCAGCAGAGCCCCCUGGUGGUCUGUCCAGGAAUCAGUCAGUUGUGCUGAACUGUGAGAUAUCACAGGUGAUCGGCUCUGUGACCCUGGCCUGGCUCCGGAUGAAGGGGGGCAGGGGGGAGCUCGUAAAGCAGGAGGUCCUGAGUGAGGGGCAUCCAGAAAAGAUGCUCAAUCUCACCCUACCCAUUCUGAGCAGAGACCAGCUGCACUGGGCCUGUGCGGUGUUCACAGAGAGCAUGCUCAGAACACAGGUCCCACUGCACCUUAGGCCACUGUCAGCACAGCCAGGAUGGAGCACUGAGACAGUGGUCAGGGUGGUGAUUGUAGUGCUGGCCACCCUGGGGAUGCUAAAGGUUCUUAUGUGGUACUGCAGGAGACGCCCAGCAAGUGAGCAGACUAGCACUGGGACACAAUAGCCAAGUGCUCAACAUUUUUCAGUUUUGAAUGAAGACAGCGGACCCUGGUACUGAAACCAACUGUUACAAUAUCCACAAUCUAAAUGGAUAUCCAUUGGCUGCUUGCAAGCUGCUAAGCAGAGUAAUUAUUUGUCCUCAUAACUUGUCAGAUAUGACACACUGUACACCUUAAGGCUUUAAGCCAAAGUAAGACAAGAGUAGUAGUGGCAUAUAAAUUUGUAGUUCUUAAUUUUGUCAGGUUGCUCUCAAUGAGCAACACAGGAAUUCAGGAAUGCAGAAUAAAAUGCACUGUAUUAUUUUAGAUUGCUUCCAAUUCGUGCAGUUUUUGUAUCUUUUUUAAAUAAUUUUUUAUUAUGUUUGGUAUCUGUAUAAUACCAGCUUGUCUUUAACUCUUUAUUCUUGAUGCUUUUGUUAGUUUAUCUCCUCUUGGUCGGAAAUAGUUCUGCAUAAAUUCUACUAAAAUCACAUCAAAAUAAAAUCAUAAUUCAUUUUC
Molecule: messenger RNA, 1985 nt
Organism: Anguilla anguilla (European eel)
Lineage: Eukaryota; Metazoa; Chordata; Actinopteri; Anguilliformes; Anguillidae
Exons: 7
Coding region: 83-1492 (469 amino acids)
Biological process (GO): positive regulation of T cell proliferation; negative regulation of T cell proliferation; immune response
Cellular component (GO): external side of plasma membrane
Source: RefSeq, a predicted model, not a curated record